Molecule: messenger RNA, 349 nt
Organism: Anopheles marshallii
Lineage: Eukaryota; Metazoa; Arthropoda; Insecta; Diptera; Culicidae
Exons: 2
Coding region: 1-333 (110 amino acids)
Biological process (GO): defense response to bacterium
Cellular component (GO): extracellular region
Source: RefSeq, a predicted model, not a curated record
AUGAAUUUUCACUUUAGUUUACUGCUGCUGUAUGCUUUGCUGCUGAGCCUGGUACCCUUCUACAGUCACGCUAAACCGCUGCGUAAUCAUGAUAGGCCAGUGUUAGCGGAGCACCAUCGAUACAAACGACAAUUUUCGCUGAACUUUGGUGCCACACACGAGGACGGAUACGGUACCGACGUGAAUGCGGAAGCGAUCGCUAGCCUGUGGAAAAGCCAGAGCGGCAACACUAAGCUGGAUGGCUCGGCAAGCUACACGCAGCAUUUCGGUGGCCUUUCGGGCGAUGGUAAAGCGCGCAUUAGUGGACUGUUGACUUUCUCACACGGUUACUGAAACUGUCCUUUCGUCA